AUGGAGGGAUUCGCGCGUGCAACCAACAUGCAUGGCAUUGGCAUUGGCAUCGGCAUGCCGCGCGAUCUCCAAAUCCUGACAACCGUGCUGGCGCUGCUGAUCCUCUCGUUCACCGCCGCCGUGCCUCCGCCGGAGCCGGACCCAUGCGCCGGGCGGCGCAUCCACGUCCGUCGCCUCCCGGCGCGCUUCAACACGGACCUCCUCCGGCACUGCGACGGCGCCUUCCCGCUGGCCGACCACCCGUCCGCCACGCCGUCCUGCGCCUCGCUCGCCAACCACGGCCUCGGCCCGCGCACCCACAACCGCUCCCGGUCGUGGUACCGCACCGACGCGCGCCUCCUCGAGCCCUUGUUCCACCGCCGCCUCCUCGACCGCGGCGCCUGCCUCGCCGACGACCCCGCCCGCGCCGACGCCGUCUUCCUCCCCUACUACGCCUCCCUCGACGCGCUCCCCUUCCUCCUCGACCCCGCCAUGCUCAACUUGUCCGCCGCCCACGGCGCCCCGCUCGCCGACUUCCUCAAGCGCGACCGCCCGCGGAUCCUCGAGCGCCGGCACGGCCACGACCACUUCCUCGUGCUCGCCGGCCCGGCCUGGGACUACGCGCAGCCGCCGGACACCGACCCCAGGCUCUGGGGCACCACCUCGCUGCUCCGCCACCCCGAGUUUGACAACUUCACCUUCCUCACGCUCGAGUCCCGCGCGUGGCCGUGGCAGGAGCACGCCGUGCCGCACCCGACGUCCUUCCACCCGUCGUCGCUCCCGCGGCUCCGCGCGUGGCUCGCCCGCGCGCGCCGGUCGCGCCGCACGGCGCUCAUGCUCUACGCCGGCGCCGUGUCCAAGCCGUCGCGCCCCAACAUCCGGGGCUCCAUCCUGGCCGAGUGCGCCAACCGCACGGACAGGACGUGCACCGUCGUGGACUGCUCCGGCGGGUCCUGCGACCUCAACCCGGUGCGGUACAUGCGGGCCAUGCUGAAGGCGAGGUUCUGCCUGGAGCCGCCGGGGGACACGCCGACGCGGCGGUCGACGUUCGACGCGAUCGUGGCCGGGUGCGUGCCGGUAUUCUUCGAGAACGCGUCGGCGAGGACGCAGUACGGGUGGCACCUGCCGCCGGGGAGGUACGACGAGUUCUCGGUGACCAUACCCAAGGACGCGGUGGUGCUGGGGGGCGUGCAGAUCGCGGAGACCCUGGCGGCGGUGCCGGAGGAGGAGGUGACGAGGAUGCGGGAGCGACUGCUGGAGCUGGCGCCGAGGGUGGUGUACCGGCGGCACGGGAGCGCGGCGGAGGGGAUGGGCAUGGACGCCGCGGACAUCGCCGUUGAGGGCGCGCUGCGGAGGAUACGGAGGCGGGUGCGCGCUCUAGAGGAUGGACAGCCGGAGGCCAUGUACGCAAUGGACGACGACAACCAAGAGAUCUAA
Hordeum vulgare subsp. vulgare (domesticated barley) is the source of this 1416-nucleotide messenger RNA. Its product is annotated as probable xyloglucan galactosyltransferase GT19. The coding region runs from base 1 to 1416 and encodes 471 amino acids. The record is from RefSeq and is a predicted model, not a curated record. The transcript has a single exon. Lineage: Eukaryota; Viridiplantae; Streptophyta; Magnoliopsida; Poales; Poaceae. Gene Ontology annotation, molecular function: glycosyltransferase activity.